This is a messenger RNA of Phytophthora infestans T30-4, 1670 nucleotides long. RefSeq lists its product as uncharacterized. The record is from RefSeq and is a predicted model, not a curated record. Gene Ontology annotation, cellular component: cytoplasm; ubiquitin ligase complex. The transcript has a single exon. Gene Ontology annotation, biological process: protein polyubiquitination; positive regulation of proteasomal ubiquitin-dependent protein catabolic process; ubiquitin-dependent protein catabolic process. Bases 1 to 1524 code for a protein of 507 amino acids. NCBI's taxonomy places the organism in Eukaryota, Oomycota, Peronosporomycetes, Peronosporales, Peronosporaceae. Gene Ontology annotation, molecular function: ubiquitin protein ligase activity; zinc ion binding; ubiquitin conjugating enzyme binding.
AUGGAACGUCGCACUCGUCGAGAAAACUCAGGUCAAGAGUGCGGCAACUUACUUGCCUACACUGUGCUCAGACCGGAAUCUCUCCGCUGCGUGGCACUUGCUCUUCCGCCGUCCAUCGGCCGCAAGAGAGCGCGAGACUCGAUUAUGGAGAUUGCGAUGCGCCGUCGAACCUUCUGCGGCAAGGCACACCUGCACCGCAUGAAAGCGGAGCGCUCGAGUCUCUCCAAACUCGAAGACGAGCAACAGCUCAAACCGUCGCUGCUCAGUCCGCGCCCCAUCCGACUGCUCCACGAGAGCGCCAUGGCCGAGCUCUUCCAGGAGCAGCAGCGUCCAUCCUCCUAUUCUCAUUCGGGCCGUCGCCCGGCACCCUCUUCCGCCUCGUCCUUUUCAUCUUCCGAGUCGUCGACGGCCUCAUUGCGCCGACUACUUGAAGAGUCAGAGGAGCAACUUUCUCGAGCUCUCGCCCAAGCAGAAGAAGCUACAGUUGACGCCGCCCAGCUGGACGAGCUUAACGCUCGAGUCGCAGUCUUCUCCGCCGCGUCCUCUUUGCUUCGGGCGAGUAUCUCCAGCAGUGCGUUGGUAGGAGGCGACGAACAGCCGCGAGCGGACGCCCCCAUCAUGAGUUUGUCCGCUCCUGCUACUAUUGCCGGCGGUAGCCUCGCUGUUAUGGAUUCGAGUGAAGGCUUCGACAUAAUGCGACGGCGAGAGUGUCAGAUCUGCUUCGACAAGUUGGACGCUCUUCAAGCGCAUGUGUGUGUUUCAUGCUGUGGAUCUUUCUGCGCCAGCUGCACGCGCUGGUACAUCGAGUACAAAGUGCUGGAAGGUGAAGUCUCCCAGAAGAAGAUGGUGUGUCCAGCGCCGCAGUGCACACGACCGCUGUCCGAGGGGAUCAUUGAAGCCUUGGUGUCGCCUGAUACGCUCGCAAAGUAUAAGAAGUUCCUCAAGAACCAGAAGGUGGGAAUCCGCUUCUGUCCGCGUGCUGGUUGCUGCGCUGUCUUGGAAGAACCACUCAACUCCACAGUACGAAGAGUUAAAUGUCAGGCAUGCAAACACGAGUCGUGCAUGCGCUGCGGCGGAGACUUCCACAAGAUCCCGACAUGUCGUCGCGUGGAGAAGCGCUUUGGGCACUGGAAGAAACGACACAAUGUUCGAGCGUGUCCUAGCUGCAAAGCUAGCAUCGAAAAGCAGGGCGGCUGCUCGCAUAUGAAGUGCUUCCAGUGCGACCAAGAGUUUUGCUGGUCUUGUCUGUGUUCUUGGGACAACCAUGACGAAACAUUGUGUCUACCUUUGAGUUUCCUGCGCUCCAAGAGCCGCAAAUAUGGCUGCUGGUCGCCAAUGCGCGUCGUUACUAAGACAGCGAUCGUAGGAGUAGCAGCAGUCGUGGCAGUGGCCGGAGCAGGACUGGCAGUUGUCGUGCUGCCACCAGUGCUAGGAUACCAGUACGCCAAGGACUCGUACCGACGUCACAAGUACGCACGUGCGUCGUAUCUCCGCGUAUUGGACGGAGACGCAUAUCUUCAUUAACUCGUCGACGUUGCAGACUAUUCAUGCCAAUUGUUGUGCCGUUUCAGCAGAUCCGUCUUUCAACUGUUCGUGGUCUCGCUUCAGCUCGUCACUGUCUGCAUCUCAUCAUUGCAUGUUGCCUAAGUUAAUUCAAAUACACAUCCACU